This is a messenger RNA of Cydia strobilella, 1542 nucleotides long. Its product is annotated as zinc finger protein 3-like. The record is from RefSeq and is a predicted model, not a curated record. The transcript is spliced from 4 exons. Bases 189 to 1292 code for a protein of 367 amino acids. NCBI's taxonomy places the organism in Eukaryota, Metazoa, Arthropoda, Insecta, Lepidoptera, Tortricidae.
UAGAAGAGGGACGAGGGACUGCCACUGCCGAGCGGUGACUACGUGAGUCGGCUGCGUCGUAUUUAGCACUCUAUAGCGCCCUAUAAAAUAUUUUGUUUAUAAUCGUAUCAUUUAUAUAAAUGAAAAAGUAAUUGCUUAAGCUUUGCGAUAGCUUGUCGACCCUGUUGCUGUGAAGAAUAGAAGGCUAAAUGUCGCUGGACCGUCGCAUCAAGGAGGAGCCUGAUCUUAAGCCCGAUCAGGUUGUCUAUGACCGAGUGCUCGUAGAGGAUGGAGUGAUGGUGUAUAUAAAAGAGGAGCCCCCAGGCUCGGACAGCGAGGGCUCAGAUGUCACUCCAACCAGCCCGCAGAACCAUGCGGUCAUGGAGCAUGUCCUGGGAUCAGAAUCCCUACAGCAGCCUAAAGCAGCACACGCUAGAGAAACCAUAUCGGAUGUGGCCACAGUUCGCGUGAAGCAAGAGCCGACGGACCAGGAGGACUUGACGCAGGAGAUUUCGCCGGGCGUCGUGUAUCAGAUCAAAGUUGAGCGGGUAGACAAGGACACGGUGGAGGGGUUGAAGAGCUCUGUUGUGGAGCGAGUCGCUGACCCCACAGAGGCGAGGAAAGAGGGGGGCGGACAAGAGCGAGGGGAGGAGGCGCGCACGGACUUCAAAGUGCAUGACGAAUCCGCUGCUAAGGCGUCUGCCAAGCGACAGCAGAAAAAAAGAAAAACAAAAGAUAACGCCGACACUUCGACAAGGAGCCGAAAAGAAAGGCAACCCGGGCCUCACCUGUGUGACGUAUGUAACAAGGAGUUCAGAAAAGCGAACAAGUUACUGAUACACAAGCGGACACACACCGGGGAGAGGCCAUACACAUGCAACAUAUGCCACAAGCAGUUCUCGUAUUCCAACGGCUUGAAGGUACACCUAAGAACCCACACCGGGGAAAAACCACACGUGUGCCAAACGUGUAACAAAAAAUUCGGACAGUGGAGCUCUUUGAAAGUCCACGAAAGAAUCCACACAGGUGAGAAACCAUAUUCAUGCGAAAUAUGUAAAAAAGAAUUUGCUCAACUUAAUAACCUGAACAAACAUCAGCUCGUUCACUCUGAAAUAAAGCAAUACUCCUGCGAAGUAUGUAAAAAAGAGUUCAAAGAUAAUAAUAGUUUAAAAAGACAUGAACCGAUUCACAUAGAUGAAAAACUUUUUCCAUGUGGAAAAUGUAAAAAACACUUUGCAACGCCGCGCCAUUUAAGGGACCACGAGCGGGCGCACACAAGGAAAAGAAAACGUUAUUCUAGCGCGACAAGUUAAAACGAGUUUUUAUAAUCGAUCAUUCAAACGAACAUGGGAGAGAAACCAUGUUCUUGCAAAGUAUGUAAUUUACACAGACAACUAAUUUAUACCAAAGAAACAUUCGGAGGUUGAAGGUAAACGCCGAGACGGCUUUCAUGUCCAUAGUUGGAGGACAUCCAGAAUUCCAGCGUACAGGAGACCCUCGGCUCACCGCCUCAGAUCAGACUUCGCUGGCUUCGCUGCGUUACAAAGAACAGAUUAAAAAAAC